Molecule: messenger RNA, 1014 nt
Organism: Ylistrum balloti
Lineage: Eukaryota; Metazoa; Mollusca; Bivalvia; Pectinida; Pectinidae
Exons: 1
Coding region: 1-1014 (337 amino acids)
Source: RefSeq, a predicted model, not a curated record
AUGUCAGGCGCAGAGGACAGUAGUUCUAUGUCGUCUGCUUCGGAAGCCAUGGCAGCCGUUACAGAAGACAAUAGUGUAAUUAGUGACACAUUGGAGGCCGAAUUAUAUCAGGACAUAUUAGGACGACUUGAUAAUGUAGAAAUUUCAGCGAACUUGGACAUACCUGACGAGGAGAAUGACGACGACAGUAGAAACGACGACACACAGGAAACCGAGUCACUCGGUGCCGAAUCGUCUGCUAGUGACAACAGCAAAGAUGCCAAAUCCCAAGACACGUCCGAAAAUGGGAGUCCAGAAGUCAAAUCAACACAACCGGAAGUGAAACGUUCUAAGUCAACAACAACGCCAAAUAAGAAACCAUCUGUAGAUUCUAAAGAUUCUAAAGAGAUUAAAUCUAAAGGAUCAGUAUUUUCGAAAUUAAGACGUUUGACUAAAGCGGAUAAAAAAAGUCGCAAAAAGCACGAAGAAUCGCCACUUAGUGAAAUUAAAAUCGAGAAAUUGCCACAGGUAUUUGUAGCAAAAUAUCUCGGCAAAAAAACGACCAAAGGAUUAUUUGGACUGCAGCAUGUGAGGAAACCCGUGGACAGAAUGAUUGGUACCUUACAGAAAGACUUGAGGGAAAAUGAAAAGGUUGAGCUUCCGCUGACGUACAUCGUUAUAUCCUCAAAAGGUAUAGAGAUUAGAGAGCACGCGGCAUCCAAGGUGAAGGAGGUUGGGAAUAUAGGACUCGUUCCCAUAGACUUUAUAUCGUAUGGUGUUCAGGAUAUAAAAUUCUGGAAAAUAUUCACCUUCAUUGUCGUCAGCGAACUUUCCUCUCGUACCAAAACCACCGAGUGUCACGCAGUUCUCUGCGAUUCCGAAGCGACGGCCAGAAAGAUGGCGUUAUCACUAGCAGCAUCGUUCAACGUCUACAAGAAAAAACUCAGUAAAGAAGGAAAACCCAAUAACUUUAAAGUGGAACUCCGACUUCCAGAGGAGCUGGCCGAGGCCUUCGAAGAGGAGUGCGAUGCUUAG